AUGGCAAAAGACCUCUUCUUGCGGCCUCACUUGUCUCCAACAACUGAGAAGCUCAAGAGUACUGAGUUCGUCAAGAUUUGGGCCAGCACGUCAUGCUACCUCAGCCAACGGCUGGCUCUCCACCAGGUGGGACUUACCUCCUUCUCCUCCCCUCACAUCCUGACGAAGGUUGAUGAAGUCCUGACAGACCUUUGCCAUGGAGUGCAACUGGUUUGCCCCUCCUUUGAAAGACGGAACAAUGCCCCAGCACGACCCUGCAACGCACAGAUGUGCAACGGACCACCUCCUCUGUCCAUUCGGAUGUACAAUAAGGCAUGGGCAGGGCACUCAGCGCCGUCACCAUUCUCUGACAAGUCAUCCAUCUGUCCCUCCAAGACUUCUGAUCCACCACCUCCUCUGUUUCAGGCUGUCCGCAUUCCUGGACUUGGGACUUUUGUGGUUGUCAGAGAGCGAGUAGUCAGCAAGGAGAAGGAUCCGGUGGUUGUGGAGAGACCCGUGUUUCAUCUUGCGAACGCUAUCGCGCGGGACCAUGGCCUCCGAUAUGGUUGCAUAGACGUUCCUGGUCAUCAACAUUUUGAGCAACUGCCAUACGCUCAGAUAGCCUCAGACAACGCUGUCUCUGAGGGCACGGUGCAGCUCUGCGUGGAAAGGACCAUGCGUCUUUUCCGUGUCUGCCUCGAGAACAGGGAUAACGUUGCCCUCGUUUGGAGGGACGUGGGCAUGCUGAUCAUCCAGGGAAGAGACGUAAAAAUGAGAUUUUACACAGACUUUCUGAAAAGGCUGAAUGGGACUGACCAGAUGUUGCAAGCUGUUCUCGAGAUGCCAGAGAUGAGGGACUCGGUCAUCUCACGCCAUGACACUGCUGCUUCCCAGACCUCUUCUGGGCGUGUUGUCGUCCUACCGGGGUACAAGCUUGAGACCGUGCCUAAAAUGCCAACAGUGAAAGCAGACCUGACAGGACAUGUGAAGGCCACCCCAGAGAAGGGCUGGGGAAAAGGUGAUGGCAGUGGAAAGAAAGAGGACCUUGCCGAGCAGCGCCUCCUUCGUCGAGCAAGGCUUUCUCCAAAGCGGUUACCUGCAGCGACUGUAAAGUCAGAGCAGGGUCAGAAAGCUGAGGGGAGGGAGCCUCGCGCCAGGCAGCUACCGGCCAUCCAGGGGAGCUCCUUGAAGGAAAAGGAGGAGAAAGAGAAACAGAAACUAAUUCCUCUGGUCGAACCCCGAACAGUAGACUUCAUUGCCAGAGCUAUUGAGAGGAGAGAAAAGAAUAAACACUUGAAGAGGAAGGAGAAGCUUCCAGAACACAUCCAGAAAUACUUGGAUAAAGAGGAAAAGGAGAAAACAGAGCUGGCGGAGGAGGAAAAAAGUAAACUGCAAACCCGGCCAGUGACCAAAAAGAAGGCUAAGAGCGAAAAGGAGACGGUGAAAGCGAAAGCUAAGAGAGAAAAGGAGACACAGAGGAGCCAGGUACUUUGAA
This is a messenger RNA of Harpia harpyja (harpy eagle), 1474 nucleotides long. Its product is annotated as coiled-coil domain-containing protein 81-like. Gene Ontology annotation, cellular component: centrosome. Lineage: Eukaryota; Metazoa; Chordata; Aves; Accipitriformes; Accipitridae. The coding region runs from base 1 to 1473 and encodes 490 amino acids. The transcript has 9 exons. The record is from RefSeq and is a predicted model, not a curated record.